CGUGUGUGUGUACGUGUGUGUGAGAGAGAGGGAGAGAAUGGAGAAAAAGUGUGUGUGUGUGUGUGUGUGUGUGUUUAGUUGGGUAGUGGAGUGUAAAGUUAAAGUGUGCUGAAUCUUCUCUGACCCUGGUGAAGAGGAGGCAGGUCAGGGGUGCAGUCUGUACUGCUGAAACUCUAGAGGUAUGACUUCACCAGUACCAUUACAACAGUAGACAGUGCACCCAUAUAGUAUAACCAACAGGCUAGUUUAUGUCCAAUCAAAGAAUAUCAUUGUCAUUAUACAAAAAUAAUCAGCCAUUCAUAUAAUAAUAUAAUUAUUAUUAAUUAUUAUAACUAUAAUUAUUAUUAUUAUGAUUGUUAUUUGAGCAACUUUUUUUUAGUAUUGAUAAUAAUGGAAUUAAUAUUAUUGCUUAAAUCAACCAAUCACAUAUAAACCAACAGGACAAACUGGUAAUGUUUACGAAAUCACACACAAAAAAAGGUUCACCCCUCAACCAUCAAGCACACAAUUUGGCUGCCUUUUUUAUGGAUUCUCUUCAGACAGCCUCCGAGUCUACGGCCUGAGAAACCUGAUCCUAGAAGUAUCGAAUAAACGUCCCCCCCUCGCCAGACAGGCAGCUCUGAUCACUUUACGAGGUCAGCGGUUUCCCAGCUUCACAGGGCACCAUGUGAAACAUCCGACACCCCUCCUCCCGCCAGCCCCUCAAGGCCUCCACCUGCUCCCGCGGGACGAGCUGAUUGUCCUCCAGGCACUAAGCCCUCACAAUGAGCAUGUGGCCGCUCACAGUCUUCUCAGUGGCCUGCCAAGCUCUCCCAUUGGCUGCAGACUGUGAGAACCUCCAGCAAACCGAAGACCCACACAUUCAUAUGGAGAUCUGGGAGUAUAAAUAGGAGAAGGAGAGGAACAGUCAGCAGCAGAGCUCAAACUCCUCUUCAGAGAGACCACAGCAGAGAUACAGCCAUGGCACCUACUGUCACUGUACCCAUGACCUACUCUUCUGAACAUCUUACACUGAAUAAUAAGCAGAGAAAGCCUUUGGUGGAGAAACUGCGCAGAGAUCGUAUCAAUAACAGCAUUGAGCAUCUCAAGACUCUACUGGGUCAGGAGUUCCUAAAGCAACAUCCAGACUCCAAGCAGGAGAAAGCUGACAUCCUGGAGAUGACUGUCCACUUCCUGAAACACAAGCAGCAGCAGCAUCCCUCCACCUGUUCAACCACAGCCAGUGAGGGCUACUCCAGGUGUAUGCAGGACGCUGUCAACUUCCUGUCCCAGUGUGACGUGCAGACACAGUCCCAGAGAAGACUGCUGAGUCACUUCCUACACAAGCUGCCCACAGUGGACAAGAGCACCAGGGUCCAGCUUCAGCCCAGCUCUCCAGUCCACCACAGCAGCAGCAAACAGAAGACUUCAGGCUGCACUGCACUCUGGAGGCCCUGGUAGAGCCAUGUGGACCCUUAAUGUUGACCAACAGAAUUCCUCUUGUCAGUCUGUGACUGACAUGGACAGUAAUUCUUACGAUGUAGGGACUGUGUCCCUUAUGUUCUACAGUUGUAGAAAUAAUAUGACCUGCUUUCAUGUAUGGAAAGUCUAUCAUACAAUAGAAAGUGACAUUUUUGACAAGUUGUCAAUUUUGUUUUUAUUUUCUUAAAGCUCUUAUUUUGGUGAAAUGAAGAACACUGUAUGUCUUUAUAGACCAUUUACCUAAAUGUAUAGGUCAGUCUGUGUGAGGUCCAUACAACUAUAACUUCUAUGAAGCUAUAUGCAUUUAUCCAGAAGGAUAGAGUGAAUUGAACAUACAGAGGAAUAUUGUUCUGUACUGUUCAGCACUAUAUCUCAGUUUUGUGAGAUAGUUUGUUAAUUUGAGAUUACAUGUGAUUUCAUGUGUUGAUAAUAUGUCUUGCUAUGUUGUAAUAGCAGUAUGUUCUCUUUUUGAGUUACACCAUGUCCUACCCUCUCUAUAUUUUGAGAGUAUUGUGUUUCAUGUGGAAACAUUUGCAAAGAAACUUUGUCAAAGUUCUUGAUAUUCAAGAUUUCGGUAAAUUAUUGUAUGAAAUUUUAAAGCUUUAAUUGCUUUUGGACAAUAAAUACGAAUGACAUAUCAGAGAAAAUGCUUCUUUUUAUCUUUUUCCAAUCAAUUGUAUUACACCCAUACUGUGUAAUAACCCAGAUGUGAUAAAUUCCAUUCAUAAGCAGGAAGUAGUCAAUAAGGGAGUGCCUUCACUAUAACACAUGUAGCCUACACAUGACUGACAUGAGGUCAGUGUCAGCAUCAGGACAACAGUAGCAGGACCGUUUCUUAUUUAAACAAACAUUUAUAAACAGUUUCCUCCCUUUUCUUCAAUGUGUGAAAUGCAUAGCUUAUAACAUAUUCAAAUUCAUCAAUACUUUAUGUUAAAUAUAUAAAGUAGGUCUACAGACGUGGGAAAACACAAAGGUGUAAUAGGUUUUGAGGUGAGGUGAACCAAGUAUUUUAUUUUUUGAGGUGCACAAUGGAAUUAUCAUAAUGGAAAGUACAUUAUCUUGAACACAAAUAGGUCAAUUGUAUACUA
Sardina pilchardus (European sardine) is the source of this 2549-nucleotide messenger RNA. RefSeq names its product transcription factor HES-5-like. Gene Ontology annotation, cellular component: nucleus. The transcript is spliced from 2 exons. The record is from RefSeq and is a predicted model, not a curated record. The coding region runs from base 961 to 1440 and encodes 159 amino acids. Gene Ontology annotation, molecular function: RNA polymerase II cis-regulatory region sequence-specific DNA binding; DNA-binding transcription factor activity, RNA polymerase II-specific; protein dimerization activity. NCBI's taxonomy places the organism in Eukaryota, Metazoa, Chordata, Actinopteri, Clupeiformes, Clupeidae. Gene Ontology annotation, biological process: regulation of transcription by RNA polymerase II; regulation of neurogenesis; anterior/posterior pattern specification.